Molecule: messenger RNA, 5050 nt
Organism: Dromaius novaehollandiae (emu)
Lineage: Eukaryota; Metazoa; Chordata; Aves; Casuariiformes; Dromaiidae
Product: dipeptidase 2-like
Exons: 12
Coding region: 1598-2866 (422 amino acids)
Biological process (GO): proteolysis
Molecular function (GO): metallodipeptidase activity
Source: RefSeq, a predicted model, not a curated record
UAAAAGUCAGAGCAGGAGCUCAGUGGCUCAGCAAAAGUUGUUUUUGAACAAACACUUGUUGAGCUUAGUUUUCCUGGAGGCAUGUGGAAACACAGUUUUAGGCAGAAAUCAGCCCAGAGAUGAAACUUAAAUGGGAAGUUAAGGUGGGAAAAUGAAUUUAAGCCUGUUAUUUGCUGCCAUAAGCUAAAUCAGGGAGACAGUUUCAUGUCAUAGGCAUAAAAAUGGACCUGGCCUGAAAUGAGCUUAUACAUAUUAAAUGCGUAUCAUUUUGGGUGCUUCAGUCUACUUGGGUUGAUGGCAAAUGUUUAUAAGUGAAGUUCAUGGAUUUAGGGAUGUGCAGCAGAAUUCCCAAGGAUGUGGGGGUUUCGGCUGAAGUUCUCCAGAUGCUGACAACUCAUGGACUGAUGACAGAGAAAUGUUCUCAUUGGGCUGUGACUUGCGCAAUGGCUUUGUGGAUAUUCUGAUCGUGUGAGACUUGUUUAUUUCUCCGCAGAGGAACCCCAAGCAAAAGCAUCGUGCCCUUCUGCAAGAGAGCCGCUGCCUGACUGCGCUUUGCCAAAACCUUGAAACAAAACAAAAAUGAUGAUCAGCAGCCCUUAUUUCUUGUGCAGCUCCAGGAUGAUGUUUUUGCGUGUAUUUCUUUACCUAUUUCAAAAUGCUGACUCCACAAAAGGAGCAGGAAAUCCUUGUAGACUCGAGAGGGUGACCUUUACCUUUUGAGCAUAUCAAAGGCAUGGUACGUCCUGUUUAAAAUCUAGCAAGUUUAGUAAUGAGGUAGAUCUUAAUUGGGUUAGAAACAGUCAAGGAGUCAACACUAGCUCUGUAGGAAGGUGCUUACCUCUGCGGCUUGUUUUCCGCAAGUCAGAUCUGAAAGACUCUUCUUAGAGCAGAUCAGCAAAAGGACGAGAGCAACAGUCACAGGUUGCAGCAAGGCAGGUUCCAGUUGGAUAUAAAGAAAAGCUCACGAUGGGAGUGAGCAAGUGCUGGAACAGGGGCCUGGAGAGCCUGGGUAAUCUCUUUUGCUGGAGACAUGGAGACCUCCGCCGGGCAAGGGCCUGAGCAACCUGAUCCGACUUUGCAGUUAGCUCCCCAUGGACCAGGUGGCCAGACUAGAUGAAAUCCCUCCAGAAGUCCCUUCUGACCUAAAUUAGUGAUGAUGAGCAUCUGUUUCUAAAACAAUGUAAGCAGAGUGAUGUAAAACACAUCUGGCGUUAGCGAACGGAUGGGCGCUGGACCGCACAAGCAGCCUGCCACAAGAGGGAGCGGAUGCCGGAUGCUGAGCACCGCACGCCCCAGGCGUGUGAGCUCCCGGGUGGGCAGCCGUGGAGGGAAAGCUCUCGCAGACCUUAUCCCCACGCAAGGGGCAACCACGGCGUUGCUGCCAAGCGCGCAGACCGUGACAUGUGAGCCGAGGAAACACAGGCCGUUUCUUUGGUGCUGAUCCAGGCGGAGCUGGUGCCAAGCUCGAGCUGUUGCAUCCAGUACAGUGGAACGUGGAUUUCGUCUCCGCUGCGUUUUCCUAACAAGAGUUUCACCCCAGGCUUACCAGAAAGAGAGGCAUUUUGGCUCUGCGUAAACUACAAACGUGCAUACAGAAAUGAAGAGAAAUCCGACACAGCUGUUCCUGUGGCUGCUGGUGUUCCUCUCCGAUGCCGUGCCAUUCAGCGACGAGAAAUCUCUGAGAGAGCGAGCUACGGAGCUGAUGCAAAAUACACGUUUAAUUGACGGCCACAAUGACUUUGUGCUGCGGCUGAGAAUGUUUUACCAAAACAGACUCAGUAAAGUCAACUUAAGGGAACUCAACAAGACCCACACAAACCUUAAGAAGCUUCAGGCAGGCUAUGUGGGAGCUCAGUUUUGGUCAGUGUAUGUUCUUUGCAGCGCUCAGAACAAGGAUGCUGUACGCCUGACCUUAGAGCAAAUUGAUGUUGUCAAGAGGAUGUGUAACAGCUACGAAGAACUUGAACUUGUGACGACUUCCCAAGGCAUCUCGGACAGUAGGAAGAUCGCAUGCUUGAUAGGAGUGGAAGGUGGCCACUCCAUUGACAGCAGUCUGGCAACGCUGCGGAUGUAUUAUGACCUGGGCGUUCGCUACUUGACUUUAACACAUUCCUGCAAUACGCCGUGGUCUGAAUCAUCAUCUAAAGGAAUACAUAGCUUUUAUCCUAAUGUUGCUGGUCUGACUGCAUUUGGCCAAGAAGUGGUAGAGGAGAUGAAUCGCCUGGGUAUGCUGAUAGAUUUAUCUCAUACUUCAUAUUCCACAGCAAAAGCUGCACUACGUAUCUCAAAAGCACCAUUAAUUUUCAGCCAUUCUUCGGCUUUUGCUGUUUGUAACCACUCAAGAAAUGUUCCUGAUGAUAUCCUCCGGCAACUGAAAAGGAAUAAGGGAAUUAUCAUGGUGACUUUCAACGCAGAUGUACUGGCCUGUGGCAGAAAAGUUGUUAAUGUUUCUACCCUGGCAGAUCAUUUUGACCACAUAAAGAAAAUCGCAGGUUCUGAAUCAAUAGGAAUUGGUGGUGACUAUGAUGGAGUGGAACACUUCCCCGAGGGACUGGAAGAUGUUUCUAAAUACCCCUCUUUGAUUGGGGAACUUCUAAGACGAGGGUGGAACGAAACCGAACUGAAAGGGGUCUUAAGAGAAAACUUCCUCCGUGUCUUCAGGGAAGUGGAAAAGGUGCGGGACAGUGGACUAAUGGAUGUAGGUGAGAGAGAAAUCCCUCAAGAAGAAGUGCAAAAUUCCUGUCGCCUAGACCUAAAUAAUUAUCGACUUCAGACAGCCACGUCCUUUGGAUUUCCUUCUGUGGCACAAUCUUUCAGUCUAACACUUGUAAUUGUGGUAUAUGUAAUACUGUAUUAUGAAUCAUAAGAUCUAUGGAGUCAAGAGAGAGAUAAAUGGAGUAACCUGCAAUGCAACUAGCUAUCUUUUUUUGGGUGUUGUUAAAAUAAGGCUAUGCUAAAAUUUUGAUAUAACUUCUAUAAAUUCACCUGCAUACCUGAAAGUUAAUGUAGAUUUUAAAUGUUAGGGCAAAAGCAUUUGGAAUUUGGAGUGAUAAAUUCUAUGUCAUCUUAGCAAAACUAGGACCAACAGAUGAAAAUUAUUCACAUCUAAUGAAUAAAUCCUCUGAUAUGUGACACAUGUUUUUGGUACCCAUCCUGUGGUACUUGAUAUAAACAUUGGGGUUCAGAAAUACCUAUCAGCAUUUCCAUAUGGGAACUAGAGGAUGGGAUUCAGACAGCUAUGCUAGGAUGCUUUCAGUAAUAGUUCUGGUUAAAUGCAUACAACCUUCAUCAUCAGUUAGUGGCUUGGUGAAGACCACCUCUGGAAAUGUAGAAGAGCUGCUUUUUUAAAAAAUUUUUUAAUUUUUUUUUUUUUUUUUUAAUAUAUGAGAAACUGGGUGAUAUGAAUGGGUGAAUUCAGAUGUCAUGCCUACCACUAGCAUUAGGGAUCCAUUCUGCAGCACUAAACUCCUACUUUUGAACCCUGACAAGGACAUAAGGGUAACUGGAGAGUAACUGAAGGGAGGAGGUUGGUGUCAUGUAUUCAGGUAGGGGUGACCAGGCAGAGCUGUAGAUGCUCUUCUGUAAUUUGGGGGAUGCUGUUCACUGCAUGUCCAUAGAGUUGGGAACAGGAGUAAGCCAGGCCAAAACAGGAAUUAUAGGUAUUCAGAGGGUGAGAUCUUGCUCUGAUAUUUUUACUGCAAUCAGAACAGCAAAAGAGUGCUUAAAUUAAAUUUUAUUAAAAUGUUCUUCAGCUUUUUGGAAAUCUUCACAUUUUGAGCAAUGUUCCUGAAAUGGACUUAUCAGUAGCAGUUUUUAUUAAUAUUACAGACAGCUAAGAUCAGAGCAUUGCCAAAGUAUUAAAAAACCUGAUAUUAACUUUUUUUAAAAAAAUUUAUCUUCUGCUGCUUCAGCUUUUGGAAUGUGCUUCUUUCAGAUUCACAAUGUAUGUGAGGCAAAAAGCUGCUACUUAAUAGAAAGGCAUAUAUUGUGACAGGCCUAUUCUUGGUAGGCUCAUGUGACUUAGAGCUGGAAUUUUAAUUAAAAUAACAUGAGAUUCACGCUGAAAUUGCAAGAUAGCAUCACUGAAUCUUUGUGGUUGCUGAUAAACACCUUUUUUGUUAUGUAAUAAUAUUUGCUUUUGUUGUGAUUUACUGAUAUAAUAUCUGCACAAUUUAGCUUUAGUAUAGUAUCAAGCAAAGUCUUGUAAUUGGGCUAUGGACAGUAUUUGUAAACACACCAAGCAUUUACCAACUGAAAGACAAUGCUAAGCAUGAAUAGUUUGGAAGCAGCAAGUCAGCCGUUCUCCAGAGUCACCUAAGACUGUUCCUGCCAUCUGUUGUUGCCCGUGUACAAUUAGGCUUGCUGGAUGAAGACCGUGCUCCUUUUAUUGCUUCAAAAUGAAGCUUCAUUAACUCCCCUGAUAAGGUGGCCUCUUGUUGAAUAAUCUAGUGCAUACAAGCCAUAUUUUUAAGCACAGUUCCUCAAAAAAUAUUGAGCUUGGUUAUGUAUAUACAAGCUGGAAUUACUGCACUGACUCAGGUGUCUUGCCUUCCUUGAUACUGCUUAACUAGCAUCAGAACUUGUUUUUAAGGCACAUAAUACUGGAAUGAGGAUGAAUUCAACAGGACAAAUAUAUACUUCUCAUCAAUACUUUUGCUAAUAACUUUGUAAGCUGUUGGGAAACUGCCUUCCAUCAUCUCUUUGCACAGAACUAAUACUGCAAUAGUAAGUGCAUUGCACAUUUGAAAUAUAAGAUGCUUGUUUAGCCCGUCCAGCUUUUUUCCUUCUACCAUGUCACUUCCCUGCCCGCUAAUUUCUACCUUUUGUCCACGCAGCAGCAAGGAUUCAAAAUAUAUUCCUCUUCUUGAAGAUACGGGUAAUAAUUUCAUAUGACUUUGAUUCCAUCAUCCUAUAGAUCCUUGUAGCUUACUUCCUUGUUUUAGCUAUAGUAUAUUGCACUUAUUUGUUUGACUGCUUUCUGUAAAGAGUAACUUGUAUCCUUGUGGCAAAACAUACACACAAAAUUUAAAUAAAAAUUUCUUUAAACUCA